AGAACGGAGGCCGGGAAGGCGAUUCGGCGUGGGGCGGGACGCGGAGCGCGUGCGCACUCCUUAGCUUUCCUGGGAGCUUCUCUCUAGCGUUCUCGUUGUGCUUCCCUUGUGUUCUCUCUUCCCUUCUCUCGGACUUUACGAGUCACGGCAGCGGUCUUCAAUUGGGACGGUUGGCGAGCUCUGGAGUGGCCUGGCCGGGAACGGGCUGCGUGCGCGUGGAGGACGCUGUGGAGCGGACAGGUGGCAGCUCUCGCAGCAUGGCUGAAAAUCGAGAGCCCCGUGGUGCCGUCGAGGCUGAGCUGGACCCAGUGGAGUACACUCUUAGGAAACGCCUUCCCCACCGCUUGCCCCGGAGGCCCAAUGACAUUUAUGUCAACAUGAAGACUGACUUUAAGGCCCAACUGGCUCGCUGCCAGAAGCUGCUGGACGGCGGGGCACGAGGUCAGAAUGCAUGCACCGAGAUCUACAUUCAUGGCUUGGGCCUGGCCAUCAACCGUGCUAUCAACAUUGCCCUGCAGCUGCAGGCGGGCAGCUUUGGAUCUUUGCAGGUGGCUGCCAAUACCUCCACUGUGGAGCUUGUGGAUGAGCUGGAACCAGAGACUGAUACGCGGGAGCCACUAACCCGAACCCGAAACAACUCAGCCAUCCACAUCCGGGUCUUCAGGGUCACGCCCAAGUAAUCAAACGAAGUCCUACCAUCACCAUACACAGCUAGGUCCCAACGCGGCUCUCUUGACUCUUGUACUAAGUACUGUUAUGGACCAUCUGCUAGAGCCAUGUAAGAGGAAGCCCAUUUCCUCGGCCCGAAAGACUGAACUGAGGGUGGGAAGGUAAUUUCUCUUAUGGGGCCCAACCAGUGGAUUUUUCUUAUCCUGGACAAUAAAAAGUAUGAAGUUGUUUUAGCGCCUGCCA
Molecule: messenger RNA, 912 nt
Organism: Cavia porcellus (domestic guinea pig)
Lineage: Eukaryota; Metazoa; Chordata; Mammalia; Rodentia; Caviidae
Gene: Pop7
Product: POP7 homolog, ribonuclease P/MRP subunit
Exons: 2
Coding region: 258-680 (140 amino acids)
Biological process (GO): tRNA 5'-leader removal
Cellular component (GO): nucleolar ribonuclease P complex; nucleus; ribonuclease MRP complex
Molecular function (GO): nucleic acid binding
Source: RefSeq, a predicted model, not a curated record